This is a messenger RNA of Oryza sativa Japonica Group (Japanese rice), 2156 nucleotides long. RefSeq lists its product as uncharacterized. Lineage: Eukaryota; Viridiplantae; Streptophyta; Magnoliopsida; Poales; Poaceae. The record is from RefSeq and is a predicted model, not a curated record.
AGAGAGAAAAAGAAAUUAAAAAAAAAGAAUACUAAGAAAAAUCAGGCUAUCCGAAGUUCCCAACGGUCACCUCGUCGUCGUUGCCAAAUCUGCCAUGUCGCCGCCAUGGAUCCCCUAAUCGAGGACCCCCCCAACCUAGCGGAGACGAAGAAGAACGAGAAGGGAAGCCCACCGCGUCGCCAUCAUUAACUCCUCCUCUCCUCUCGUCUCCCUCGAAAGCACCACCGGAUCCGACGACCCCCUCCUCCCCUUUCUCCCCUCCUCACGAAACCGCCUCGCCUUCCUCUUCUUUUCUUUUUCGCUCGCUUCGCAUCGCUCACAUGCCCCUGCCUGCCGCCGCAGACGGGGCGCCAUGUCGCGUAGCGGGGUGGAGGUGGUCGUGAGCAGGGGUUGCUCCAGGCUCGUCCUCCCCGGGAUGCAGCCUUCCUCCGCCUCCGCCGCUUCCUCCUCCUCCUUCUCGCGCGGCGGACAUGGCGGCGGCGGCGACCGGAGGCCGCUGCCCGAUGGCCCCUUCGCCGGAUUGGUCAUCUGCGUCACCGGGCUAUCCAAAGAGGCGAGGACUCAGGUGAAGGAGGCGACUGAGAGGAUGGGAGGCGAGUACAGCGGGAGCCUGCAUCCCAAGUGCACCCACCUAGUGGUUCAGAGCUUCGCCGGCCGCAAGUUUGAGCACGCGGUCAAGCAUGGCGCGAAGAAUGGCCUCUUUGUUGUAACACUUGGUUGGCUUGUGGAUUGCGUGCGGAGGAGCAUGAGGUUGGAUGAAUCGUUAUAUAGCAUCAAGAACAUUGGGGAGAAUGGAAUGCCACUCGGGGAGUUCAACCGGCUUGUCGGCGCUCCUGUUAGUGGGAAUUCUUGCCUUCCACCGAUGAUGUUUCAGGAAAAAACAUUUUCAGACACGACCGAAAAGCAUCGGCUUCAGACAUCUAGAAAAGAACAUGACCAUGAUGAAUUUCUCUUUACAAACGACUCGAUCUACAUUGACCCUGGGAUAUCUGGUGAAAUGAGGAAGAAGGUAUCUGAUGCUGCUACUAGAGAAGGUGCAAAAUUGUUGGACCACUGGUUUAUUGGCUGUCAUGCGACAUAUGUUGUGUGUGAGGACGCUUCUGUCAAGAGAUAUGUUGGUCAUUCAGACAACAUUGUAACUCCACUUUGGAUAUUGAAAACCGCAAAGGAAAAAGGUUUGCAGCGUCUUGUCCAUUUGUCUUCGGACCUGGCUAGGCAGGUUGCCACGAUUCUUGAAAAUGCCCAGACAUUUCAAGAGAAUAGAAAAAUUGGGGAUGUUCCUUCUGUCAAUUCAAACUCCAGUGGAGUACCAUCAACCCAAGGGGAGAUAGAUGAAAUUCAUCAAGAGAGGCAAAAAUUUGUUGAAGUAGCAAAGAAAAAUGUCCGAGAUCGCCGUGCUCGCCGUAUGCAGUCAUGUGAAGUACCAAUCCAUCCAAUCACGCCUGUGAAACUUAUGGAAUCAAUCUGUUGGACCGUAUCUGAGCCAACUACGUCCGCAUGCAUUUAUACGGAGUUUUCAUGGUCAGACGAUGCCUUUGAGCAACAAAGCACUACUUUCUUCGAUGCGAAUGGGGAUGGCAAGGAUGAUCAGUCAAGCGAUAGUUUCACCCGCCCACUAAGAGAAAGUGAGAAGAGUGAAGUGAUCUUUAAGAACCACUUCCUUACCGUACUCUUCCCCAUUGAUCGUUUUGGUGAGCUUGGACCUUCCUCAAGGACAUUCUUCAGCAAUGGUGGUUUCACACGCAUACAAGUGCUUGAUCACAUCUACAACUUCUACCAGGAAAAUAUGUCUUCCGAUGAGAUAAAUGUAGCCCUGCAAACGGAUUCACGACAUGCUGAUCGACUUCGCUCGCUGUACGCAAGUACUGAAUCAGCAGAAAGAGGUUUUGUAACAUUCAAAAGAAUUGAUUUUUUGGGAAGCCGAAGAAGUUUUGAGGGGCUAAAACGCCUCAGCAGAGAGAACAAUAGCAAUGUAUAUGAGCUUGUGAUUAGGGCAUAAACUGCACCAUACUCGGUGUUAUUUAGUCAAAUUUGUUUGUUGUUUACAGGUUGAUAGUGAUGUACUACCAUGUAUGCACGCCGAAUAAAAUUGUAGGAGAUAAUGAUAUAUUUAUAGAUCAAUGAAAAAGAUCAUGUUGGGCAGUUCAGCCGCAAUA